Molecule: messenger RNA, 1783 nt
Organism: Bombyx mandarina (wild silkworm)
Lineage: Eukaryota; Metazoa; Arthropoda; Insecta; Lepidoptera; Bombycidae
Product: beta-secretase 1
Biological process (GO): amyloid-beta metabolic process; membrane protein ectodomain proteolysis
Cellular component (GO): endosome; trans-Golgi network; plasma membrane
Molecular function (GO): aspartic-type endopeptidase activity
Source: RefSeq, a predicted model, not a curated record
CAUAACAUACCCAUUGGUUUAGUUUCGAUAAACCUGGUUCAAAUAUUAAGCCAAUUUUUCGAUGGCGUAGUACGCUGAAAUGGCGAAGCUGUUAAUAAUUUUUCUCUAUUGUAUUUGUGCGAAUGGAGAACAGUUUAAUUUGCAAGGAGAUGCCGGCCUUGCCUAUUCUGUUGAGGUAAUCAUGGGACAUCCACAUCAAAAGAUAAACCUUUUAAUUGAUACUGGUAGCACAACAUUAGCUGUUGCUUCAUAUUCAAGACAAGAUAGUGAUAAAUACUUUGAUGCAAACAAUUCUAGCAGCAUUUAUGACAGUGGGAAAAAGGUGCAGGCAACAUACUUUGAAGGCAAAUGGAUUGGUCGUUUAGUCUCAGAUUAUAUACAGCUCCCAUCUAUGCCAUUGGUGCCAGAAGUCAGGACUGAUAUGGCACUUAUUAUGGAAAGCCACAAUUUUUUUAUGAAUGGCUCACAAUGGCAGGGUCUCCUAGGACUAGCAUAUCUACCAGUUGGAGCAAGGGGAGCAGAUGUGAUUGUGGAAUCAUGGUUAGAUUCCCUUGACCGUACAUUGACUAGACCUGUAUCAUUUCAACUCAAACUUUGUGCUACAUUAAGUACACAAAAUGCGACGCACUAUGGAAACUUUCAGAUACUAGAUGGCAAACAAAAAAAUGAAAAUUUAAACAAAUCAUAUCGAACAACUAUAAUACAAAAAAGGUGGUAUGAAGUUGGUGUUUUAUCUGUGAGGGUUAUGAGACAUGUAAAUAAAUCAAGCAAUCCUCCAGACAUAGAUGAACAUAUGUGUCAAACGCUUAAUAAAAUAAAGGCUAUAGUUGAUAGCGGAACAACAAAUAUAAGGUUACCUAAUUGUUAUUUUAGGCAGAUUGUUGAUGAUUUGAGAAGCGCAGCACAGACUUCUAAUAUGUUAAUUACGGAUGACUUUUGGUAUGCAGGAGAGACUGGAUGUUGGCCAGAGCCUCAAGACUGGUCACUACCCUGGGUAGCGGUAGACCUACUUAGCUACGAAGCAGAUAACCAGUACUUUACGUUAAUGCUGUCGCCGCAGAAUUAUAUGAGAGUCGUGGCAGCACAGAACAGCAGCGGUGAAAGUGGGACCGUAUCAGAAUACUGUUACAAAUUGGGUUUUGAAAAAGGCGGAGAUGAAACUGUACUCGGCUAUACAGCCAUGGAAGGAUUUCAGGUAUUAUUUAACAGAUCAGCCGGUUGGAUCGGCUGGCAGACCUCGGACUGUGGUCCAAACACUAAAAUAAUGGGACCGUUUGUCGUUUCCAGUUCUCUUAAAUCAAAAUGCAAACUCAUUAAGUCCGCACCUGACUCUACGAUCUCGAUAAAAGCAGCUCAGUGGGCCUUAACCGCCAUAUCUGUUAUAGCGGCUAGUAUAUUACUGUACUUACUGUAUCCAUGCUUAAAAACAUUACUGACGAGACGGCUUAGAUCUCCUUCACAGAUUUCUAUGUCACAAGCAGCCUUAGUUGAGCAAGAAUCUACGUGAUUGACGUAAUGUAUUAAUAGAUGGCGUUGUCUAUUGAUUAGCUUAAUAGUCUUCAUAUUGCAACUUCAGAAUUGAAGUAGCUUAACUAAAAACUUGAAGACAACAUGUAUGCUAUAAGUUUAUAAAAUUAAAUUUUAGGCUAGAAAAGGACAAACUACACUUUCCGUCUCUUUUAAGCCAAGCGCUUAAUCUUUAAGCACCCUAAACAUCUUAAACUUUAAACCAUGGUAUAUGGUUUAAGGCUUAAAGUAUUAAAAUCGAAACUGAAAAAUUACA